Molecule: messenger RNA, 1185 nt
Organism: Soboliphyme baturini
Lineage: Eukaryota; Metazoa; Nematoda; Enoplea; Dioctophymatida; Soboliphymatidae
Source: the annotation of a GenBank genome assembly
AUGUGCUGCCUAUUCGUCGUUUUGCUGUUCGUUACGUCAUGGUUGUGGCGAACUGCUUCGCUGCUGCAGCUGCCCAGCUCGUGCCCCUUUGAAAGAACCGCCGGAAUUGUCGGUCACUCUCCAAAAGAAGAUUCUCAGUGUUAUACGCUAGUGAAAUGGAGCGAAUUAAGUACGAAAACUUUCUUCGGCGCGAAGCAAUAUUGCGCCGACACGUUUCUUGACGGAAGCUUAGCAUAUUUGCACAAUUUGACCGCUCAGCUGCCUUCGCCGGACGACAUCGCUCCAUAUCUGGAUGUCAUUCGCAUCCCAACCGGUUGGAUCAUACGCAAAUUGUCACCUGUUGACAACAAGGAGGAAGGACUUCAGAGAAAUUUCGACAUAGAAACCGGUUCUCAUCUGACGAAACACGUCGUUGUAAUGUUCAGUUUUCUUGACCUGAACAUCGAUAUCGACAGCGACCUCGGUCUGUCUUACAUCGACGUCCUUCUGAUGGUUUUCAACGAAGAGACGUAUGACGUCAAAGAGAGGGAGAAAGGCACCGCCACGUCUGCAAAUGAACCGUCCGUCUUCGACUCGUCGCUUCUGGUCAGGGAAUUUGACUCACGGUCGAAAGCUGUGUACCGCAUGAAGGUGGCGGACUCUUUGAAACUGAUUCCCUCGUUUCAACGGGACUUUUUCUACUGUGUUGGCAGAAAGUACGACGGCUGCAUCGUUGACAAAGCCGACGCAGGCGUGUGCACGUAUUCGUUCGAGAGAAAGCGUUGCUACAAGUGGUACCAAUUCCGAGUAACUAAGGAGCAGGAUCGUCCACACGGCAGGUGCGAUUCGAACGGUUUCGACUAUGCAGAACCGUGCGCCUGCCAACAGGACAAAACUUGCGCCGGAUCGACCUGGCAGUCAUGGAGCCGUGUGACGGCAGUAUGUGGAAAGAGCGUGGUCAAACGGCUUAGGCCUCAGAUCGACAUGCCCAGCCAGGACUGUAGGCUUAACUCGACUGGUUGCUGCCUUCAGUCCAAGACCGUCGCUCUGAAAGACUGUCCGUGCGUGGUCAAUAAAACCAUGUGUCAAAAUCAGGCCACCUGCGUCGACCUGUCAGAAACUGCGUUCGCCUGCAACUGCACCGAGGGGUUCACUGGCGAACUGUGCGAUCAACGUAAGUUGCUAGUCGUUCUUUCAUCACGUUAA